Molecule: messenger RNA, 423 nt
Organism: Raphanus sativus (radish)
Lineage: Eukaryota; Viridiplantae; Streptophyta; Magnoliopsida; Brassicales; Brassicaceae
Product: serine/threonine-protein kinase ZRK1-like
Exons: 2
Coding region: 1-423 (140 amino acids)
Biological process (GO): cell surface receptor signaling pathway; protein phosphorylation
Cellular component (GO): plasma membrane
Molecular function (GO): protein serine/threonine kinase activity; ATP binding
Source: RefSeq, a predicted model, not a curated record
AUGGAUGGCAGAUCUUACGCGAUCAAGAGAUUUCCAUUUGCAAUGUGUGAAGAAGAGCAUGCUUACAACGAUAUUGUCUUGUCUGCUCGGGUACGUAGUCACGGCGGUUUCCUGAAACUCAUUGGUUGUUGUCUCGAAUUUCGUUAUCCCGUGUUGGUAUUUGAAGACCUAGAAUAUAGAGCCUUGAACAUUCGAGGAAGUCUUGGUAGCUUAGAUGCGCAGGUGGUGCUGCCUUGGAAUGUACGACUUAAGAUUGCAAAAGAGGUUGCGAUUGCUAUAACUUAUCUUCACACUGCUUUCCCUAGAAUCAUCAUACACCGAGAUAUCAAGCCGAUGAAUGUUUUCUUGGAUAAAAACGGAACUGCUAAGCUCACUGAUUUGUCACUUGCCGUGACACUCCCUGAGGGAACUGAGAUUCCAUAA